Coregonus clupeaformis (lake whitefish) is the source of this 2434-nucleotide messenger RNA. Its product is annotated as transmembrane channel-like protein 3. Bases 1 to 2118 code for a protein of 705 amino acids. Gene Ontology annotation, cellular component: plasma membrane. The record is from RefSeq and is a predicted model, not a curated record. The transcript has 10 exons. Gene Ontology annotation, molecular function: mechanosensitive monoatomic ion channel activity. NCBI's taxonomy places the organism in Eukaryota, Metazoa, Chordata, Actinopteri, Salmoniformes, Salmonidae.
AUGGCGACCAUCUCCCAGUCGGGGGAGGAGAGCCUCUCCACCCUCGUAUCGGACAUCUCCGUCUUGGAACAACGCAACAGCACCAUAGCGACCAUCGCCAUGGUGCUGGACGUCAACACAGGCAUCAGCACCAGCAAGGAGAUGUUGAAGCUGUCUAUCAUCGAUAUGAUCUUCACGGUUGCCAGUAUCCUGUUGAUAGACUUCAUCAGAGGGCUGGUGGUCAGGUACCUGAGUGACUGCUGCUGCUGGGACCUGAAACCUGAGUAUGGGGAAUUCAAGAUAGCUGAGAAUGUACUCCACCUGAUAUAUAACCAAGGAAUGAUCUGGAUGGGUGCAUUCUUCUCUCCCUGUCUGCCUGCCUUUAACGUGUUGAAGCUGAUAGGCUUGAUGUACCUGAGGAGUUGGGCUGUGCUCACCUGCAACGUCCCUCACCAACAGGUGUUCAGAGCAUCCAGAUCAAAUAAUUUCUACCUGGCUAUGCUGUUGUUCAUGCUGUUUCUAUGUAUGCUGCCCACCAUCUUUGCCAUUGUGAGAUACAGACCUUCCCAACACUGCGGGCCAUUUAGCGGUCAGGAGAAGAUUUAUGACAUAAUCUCGGAGACGAUAGCCAAUGACUUCCCGCUGUGGUUCAGUAAAGUGAUGAGUUAUGUCACCAGCCCUGUCGUAGCGCUGCCCGCUCUGCUGCUGCUGUUCAUGUUGAUAUACUACCUUCAGGCCAUCGCCAGAUCCCUCAAAUUCACCAACAACCAGCUGAGGAUGCAGCUUCAGACUGAGAGAACAGAAGACAAGAAGAAGGUAUUCCAGCUGGCUUCAGCGAGGCUACAGGCCACGGAGGUCCCUGGCGGGGACAGGAAGCCUGACCAGCAGGACAGUGACAUCACCAGCCGCGAGUCGUCCAUUCGCACGCCGUCGCCCCGACGCAACGGCAGCGUCACAAACUUCCAGUCGCCUGAUCGACACGGCAACGGCAUCCGCACCAUCACCCAGUCGGCAUCGAGGGCCGAGAUCGCUAGGGCGACGGCUGCUGCUGGGGCGUCUAGAAGUCCAACAGUGUCCAUACUGCACAAGCAAAGGCCGGAGCACAUCCCUAACAGACACCCUGCCUACCUGGGAGGCCCUAGCGGUACCUGCAGGUCCAAGUCCUACCACCAUGUGGCCUACAACCCCCCGACACGCUACUCCUCAGAGAACAUCCACUCCGACCCCCUCUUCAGGAAGACCAUCAGGCCCAUGCACCCCACAGAGGCAGCUGGGAUAGUGACCGCCCAGAGCUACGUGGGCCGUCGCCCCCACACCACGCGCUACGUCAUCGUCAACGAGCACGAAGCUAGGAAAAAGCUGCUUCGAUCCGCCACGCGCGUCCCUCGCCACUUCCGAGCGGAGGACCCGGUGGGUGAGAUCGUGGAGCUGAUCCCGCGGAAUAUCAAGCGGUAUACUCCAAGGGCUCCGCAUCUGCAUGGGCACCCGCAUAGGUCGAAUCCGCCGCAGUCGCACCUGAGUGAGGAAGAGGAGGAGGAAGAGGGAGGGGGGAAGAGGGAGUCUAGGAGGGGGUUGUUCGGGCAGACGCACCGGCCCCGCUCGCUCUCCGACCUCCACCAGCCGGCGCGCUUCUACAUCGGAGAGCGCCUGGAGAGCAAGUUGUCUAUGGCACCGAAAGACAGCCACACCGCUAGGGGGCGCUACGGCGGUGAAGCCCAAGAAGGGGACUGGGAGGAUAUGGAGACGCGCUUGCACUCCCUCUCCCAGACCAGCAUCAGAGGAGCCGAGCUUCCACCACCAGUCAGGCACACACAGUCCCCGGCCAGACACUCCCACUCCCCGGGCAGACUCGCACACUCUUCCCCCCAGGGCCCUGGAAGACGCCUGGAGCUCCAGGUCAAGCCCAAGACGUCCAGGUCGAAGAUGGAGCCUUCCCUGACUGAGUCGGACUCGGCCUCUCUGGCCUCCAGUAGCGACCAGCAAAACAGCAGCACAGACCAGUACAUCCAGGUCAUUCACAACAAGGAGAAGUACCUCAAGUCUGAGGCCAGGCAAGGCAAGCUGGCUAAGAAGAAGUCCAAAGCCAGUAUAGACACCAACGUGUCUGGGUCUAAAGAACUGGUCUUCUCCAAUGUAUAGUUUGUGUAUUGGUAUUGUGAAUCUAUCUAUGUUUAUUUAACCUUUAUUAAUCCAUGUAAGUUAUUGAAAGCAAAUUAUAUUUUACAAUAACGACCUGUAGAGUUAAUUACUUUGCAAUGGGUUACAUUAAGUCGUAUUGUAAACCACAGAAAAAGUGAAUAGCCCAUUCAUGGCUAAUGCUAUACUUUGUUUGUGUGUGUUAACAAAAAGCUCUAUGUGCAUAACAUGCAUAAUAUAUUAUAUGCUCACAUUGUCAUGGAUACUGUAUUUGCUCUCAAUAAAAUAAAUAUAAUGGUCAAUGGUCCAUAAUAGUGUA